Molecule: messenger RNA, 3282 nt
Organism: Rhincodon typus (whale shark)
Lineage: Eukaryota; Metazoa; Chordata; Chondrichthyes; Orectolobiformes; Rhincodontidae
Product: protein LSM14 homolog B
Exons: 10
Coding region: 186-1478 (430 amino acids)
Molecular function (GO): mRNA binding
Source: RefSeq, a predicted model, not a curated record
CGCCAGGCGGGGUGGGAGGGAGGUGGGAUUCUGGUGUUGUGCAGUUGCGGGUAAAGAGAGUGUGAGUGAGUUAUUGAGGCAGGGUGGUGUUUUGGGGGGGAAAAAAAAGGAAGCGAUUUUGCAUUGGCUGCAGGGCGGGAGGGUUUUAAAAAAAAGGGGGAAAUCGACCGGUUUUGGCCGUCACCAUGAGCGGCGGGACGCCGUACAUCGGCAGCAAGAUCAGCCUUAUCUCUAAGGCGCAGAUCCGCUACGAGGGCAUCUUGUAUACCAUCGACACGGACAACUCCACGGUGGCCCUGGCCAAGGUGCGAUCAUUCGGAACAGAAGACCGCCCCACAGACAGACCUGUCGCCCCAAGAGAUGAAAUCUAUGAAUAUAUCAUCUUCCGUGGCAGUGAUAUCAAAGAUAUUACUGUCUGCGAACCUCCCAAACCACAACCCCAAGAUCCUGCAAUAGUACAGUCUUCGUUGAGUGCUUCGUCAAACACUUCAUUUCAGCCUCCAACGUCAUACAGUCCAUUCCGUAGUAUGACUCCAUAUAACCAGUUUGCUGGAGGAGGAUCUCUGGUUGGACAGCAGUAUGGCAGCUCUGUGGGUCUAGGAUGUUCAACACCCACCCAAAUCACAACUGUUUCUCACUCCUCCAGUACUGAUAGUCCUCCCUCACCACAACCAGCCUUUACAGAGCUUGAAAUACCACCUGAUCCAGCACCCUUGCAGAAAAGCCAACUGAUUCCUCAGGCAGCUACUGGUUUUCCGUUUUUGCCACCAAGGCAAAGUCCUAUGGUAGAACAAGGUGUGCAGACGAGUCCUAUAGAGGGUCUUAAUCAGAAGAACUUGCAACAGGACAAAAUCCCUGCCAGCAUAAAUCAGCAGUCUGUUGGACCAGAGCAAAGAAAAGUUGUACAACCAACGCCACAGCCAAGUCAAUCUCAAGUGAAUGAUGAAAAUAAAAAACCUCAGCCUCAAAGGAGGAGAUCAGGCAACAGAAGAGUCAGGAACCGUGGAAGAGGGCAAAACUUUUCUGGAAACAAUAAAGAAGCAACAAUGAAAUUUGAAGGCGACUUUGAUUUUGAAAGUGCAAAUGCUCAAUUUAAUAAGGAGGAGUUUGAAAAGGAGUUCCAAAACAAACUCAAAAUUAAAGAUGACCAAGUCCAUAAAGGAGAUCUUGGUGAUCAAGAAGAAAAAGGAGACUCGAAUGUUGAGUCACCAAGUACUGAAGGAAAUAAAGAAGAGCCACCUCUUGGACCUAACUGUUACUAUGACAAAACAAAAUCAUUCUUUGAUAAUAUUUCAACAGAGCCAAAGACAAGGCGUACGUGGGCUGAAGAAAGAAAACUUAAUACAGAGACUUUCGGGAUCUCAGCUAAAUUUCUUCGUGGUCGUGGUUUUCGUGGAGGCUUCCGUGGAGGAAGGGGCCGUGGAGGAGGGAGAAGAACCUCUUCAAUGCCAAGAAAUAGUGGCGGUAGCAGGGUUUAAUAAGAAACUCUAGACAAUGCUGAGAAGAUUGAGUUUUUGGAUUCUCUGUAAAUACACUAAGAAUUGGCACUGCAGGUGUUACUUGUGAACUAGUGGGUAUUCAUUUUUGUUUAAAUACACCCAAAGGAGCAACUGGCAAGCUAGUUGUAAAAUGCUGCUUCUAGUAUCCUGUCAAUUAAGGUUUUGUAUUGAUUUUUGUGGUCCUUAUACAGUGAAAAAGGAGAUGAAUGUGUUUAUUUUGGGUUAGCUGUGUGUUUAACAGGUGUGGGAGUAAUUGCUUGUCUGUAACUGGCUAGUUUGCACAAAUCGUGCACGGAAAGCUUAAUUUAUUUUGAAGAACAAAGCUUCCAUGUUGCAUCUGUUGCUGCAUAUGCUCAGGAUUGCCACCAGUCCUUUCUGUUGCCAUGAAAAAGCAUCCUUGUAUCUGUGUUUGAAAUGUUUCUCGCCCAUGCAGACUCUGAGCUCCAUGAUGAUGCUGAAGGUUAAGACGUGUUUUUAAUUCACCUUAAAUUUAGACAACUCCUUUUUGAAGUAUUACAAAAUCAUUAAAGGAGGGUGCAAUGAAUAGUAACAAACAUGAGUUGGCAUGAGCAGAUUAUCCAUGCCACUUAUAUGCACUUGGAAUUGAGUAACUUAAGUACUGUUAGCUGCAUCUGUUCACUUCAUCUUUGCUUAAAUUGUUUGUAUUGAUAUAUCCUUGUAAUUUUUACAAUUGUAAACAGUGACUUAUUUUCAAGUGCUUUCCAACUGCUGUCUUCAAUCUUUAAUGUUUGGAAUUGCUUUUCCGUUAACUUUCAUGUUUGCAUGGGUGAAAAGGAUGGCUUCGUUUAAUCUGUAUUUAUCUGUAACUGUAAUUUAUAUUGGUAGCUUAAUUCAGACUCCUGGAGGCUGGUAUGGGUCAGCUGGCUCCCAGCAAAUACUGUGAAAUAUGGCUUUUUUUUAAAACUUGAAUACAGUUUAUUCAUGAGUACAGUACUGCCAGCAGGGCAGGGGAGCUGAAUUUAGCAACGUAAAUAUUGAAACUGCUCAAUGAUGUUGGUCUCCUAGAAUCUGAAUAAAUGAUGCCAGUAUAAAAAUCAGUGUAAAUAUAUAUCAAUUGGUAAUCCAUCAGACGUGUGCCUCUUUGGAUGGUGUAAAUAUUCUGAAUGGACUUCCAUAUUUUCAAGUUUAAUGCAUUCACACUAAAGGUGUAAUGUUAAUGGGAGUUCAACUGUUAAGUACUUUUUUAUGACACUCACCUCGAGGCACAAUUGUUUAUAUAAAUUCUUGGUUGUAGCAUGUGCAUAACUAUGGGUUAUUUUGUCUGACACUUCAGUUUAUGAAUAUGCUGGACUUAAACUUAUGAAAGAGUUCAGAAGUUUUUAGUGCUAUAUGUACCAAGAAUUGCAUGGAAUGCCAGGUAUGAUACAAAAUAAUCUGGAUGUUUAUGGCAGUGUGCAAAGUAAGGAUAAUCAUUUUUGAGAAGGAAAUGAGCAACGGUGCUCUGUACAAAGCUAAUGUGUUUUGAAUAUGUUAAAAUACCCGCAGAUGUUUGUGUUGUAUAAACUUUGUUUCAUUUUAAACUUUUGGCACUUGUUGAUCCGGGAAGAGUUGGCUAGCUUUUGAAGAUCACUGCCUUCACAGCAGAGCAUUUGUUCUACAAGCUAGCCUGUUAUUGCGCACACUUUGAAAUUUUGAAAUUGACAUUAUGCAAUGUCACAAAGCCAUGGUAACUGCACUCUUGUAGCAAUAAAUAUUGUGUGAAGUACACUUUAACAACAUUGGGCAAAUACCCUAAUGAUUUAAUAAAUGAUGAGCAAAGAUA